Molecule: messenger RNA, 1413 nt
Organism: Panicum virgatum (switchgrass)
Lineage: Eukaryota; Viridiplantae; Streptophyta; Magnoliopsida; Poales; Poaceae
Product: putative receptor-like protein kinase At4g00960
Exons: 7
Coding region: 171-1178 (335 amino acids)
Biological process (GO): protein phosphorylation
Molecular function (GO): protein kinase activity; ATP binding
Source: RefSeq, a predicted model, not a curated record
UAUUUGUUUAUUCAGCUGGUACAUAUCCUCUCUGUGUUUCUCUAUAUUAUUAAUUGCAGCAUUGGAAGCAUUGACCAACCGGCCGGAGCCUCGGUCCUCCAUUGUUAGUUCCUCUUCUUCCCUUCAACCAGCGAGGAUCCUUCAAGUGUUCUUCUCCAGAUCGAAAAUAAAUGGCCAACGAUGCUAGUCAAGGUAAAAGACUGGAGACACAGCAGAGUCUCACAAGUACGUUACCAUCGGAACUAACAUUAGACUUCCUGAAGAAAAUUACUAAUGAUUUCUCCCCAGAUCGAAAGAUUGGUCAAUCCGCAUUUGGGACAUAUUACAAGGGAAUUCUUGAUAAUAAUGGGGGCAUUUUAGCUGUGAAGAAGCUUGCUGAAAACUCGCCACUGCCACGGGACAUAUCAUUUGCUAAUGAGGUUACAAACCUUAUGGCUCUUGAACAUGAAAAUAUAACAAAGUUAGUUGGCUUCUGCCGUGAAGCGCAUACGAAAGUGGUUCAGCGCCAGGGAAGAUACGUGGCUGUUAAUAUUGACGAAUGUUUGCUCUGCUAUAAAUACCGGCCUAAUGCAAGUCUUGACCUGCAUCUUUUCGAUAAAACACGUGAAAUUGACUGGGACAAACGAUUCAAAAUAGUUAAGGGGAUCUGCAAUGGUUUGCGUUACCUUCAUAAAGGAUUGAGCAAGCCAAUCAUUCAUAUGAAUCUUGUGCCCAACUCUAUAUGGUUGGAUGAUAACUGGGUGCCAAAGAUUGCUGAUUUUGGGUUGUCAAGACUCUUUGGUGGUGAGAAAACCCGGGCGUACACAAUGAAUGUUGUGGGACAAAACGGAUAUAUGGCUCCGGAAUAUCUAUUCCAGGGUGAAAUAAGCACAGGGUUAGACAUUUAUAGUUUAGGUAUGAUAAUACUAGAGAUCGUCACUGGAGAGAGGAACUGCGGCAAUAGUGAAGACAGGGCAGCAACAAAAUUUGUUGACAAGGUGCGUCAAGAUUGGAAGAAAGAUGACGAUAUAAUAUGCAAGUACCCUUCACUAACUGAUUUUGGAUUAGAUCAAGUGAAAGCUUGUAUUGUAGUUGCGUUGAAGUGUUUGGAAGCUGAUCCGAACAAGAGGCCUUCCAUAGAGGAUAUCAUCGAUAAGCUCAAUGGGAAAAUUGUACUCAUUUUUCAGCAGCAUAAAUAAACACGGUCUUUUCAAGGAGCGAUUGAUGUCCAGUAUAAAGUAAACAUGCUCUAUUGUCAAUGGAGCUCACAUGUUUUCUUUCGGAAACAAGCUAAGACACUUUUGAAUACAUAAGUCAAACGUUGUUAACUUAUGUAUUUUUUUCAACAGCAGAAUUGCCUCUAUGAUUGUACUUUUUUUAAAUUAAGAUGUCUCUCUACAAUGAAGAAUGCUUGUCUCGAUUGAUAUAUGCCAU